AUGCCAGCAGACCAGUACGACGUGCCUCCGGGCCACGUGGCGAGCCCGGACAUCAAGGUCUCCAACCUCAGUUAUCUAUUUCCGGACGGCUCGACGGGUUUAUCGAAGAUCAACCUGGACCUCCCUACCGGAAGCCGCACGUUGCUGAUCGGAGCCAACGGCGCGGGUAAAACGACGUUGCUCAGGCUGCUGUCGGGCAAGAGGUUGGCACCCGCGGACACCAUCUCGAUCGGAGGGGUCGAUCCGUUCGCCGCCGGUUUGGAGGGAGUCACGUAUCUGGGUUUGGAGUGGGUGCUGAACCCGAUCGUGAGGACCGACAUCGCUGUGCCGGUCCUGCUCGACUCCGUGGGGGGCUCGUACUACCCGGAGCGGCGGGACGAACUGGUCCGGAUCCUCGACAUCGACCUCCGGUGGAGGAUGCACGCCGUCAGCGACGGGGAGAGGCGGCGGGUCCAGCUCGCCAUGGGCCUGAUACGCCCCUGGGACGUGCUCCUGCUGGACGAGAUCACCGUCGACCUGGACCUCUUGAGCCGGAGCAACUUCUUGAACUGGUUGCGGGGAGAAACAGAACGACGAGGGGCCACCAUCGUCUACGCCACCCACAUCCUCGACAACCUGGUCGGCUGGCCCACGCACCUCGUGCACAUGCACCUGGGGAAAGUCAAGGAGUGGGGCGCCAUGGCGAAAUUCGACGCGGAGACGGACUUUUACAACAACACCGGCAACAGCAAACUGGGCGAGCUGGUCCUGAAGUGGCUCAAGGACGACCUGAGGGAGAGAGGCCCUCGCGAUCAGAUGGGCCAGGCAAAGACCUAUGACACGCACGAGGGAGAAGGCGGUUACGGACAAGAGAAAGCGUGAGGAUUAGAUGCUAGAACUGUUUUUCCGGGGGGUUUCUUUUGAUGCAUUGUGUGAUGAUACCCGUCGGAUCUUCAACAAGAUCGAUCCAUCAUGAGCAAAUUUUGGCAUUGACGGUGCUGAGGUAGAAGCUAGAAUUUGGUCUUAACACCAUACACGUCGACGGUAGAGGUUGGCUUUUCAGCGUUGGGAAUGGCGGUACGGAAAUGAAUAUAUAUAUCAUGACUCGGCCCAACUUCUCCAAUCAACCUUCCAGAUGCGCACAGAGCUGUCAGAGGAAGCA
Messenger RNA from Exophiala oligosperma, 1141 nucleotides. RefSeq lists its product as uncharacterized. Gene Ontology annotation, molecular function: ATP binding; ATP hydrolysis activity. The transcript has a single exon. The record is from RefSeq and is a predicted model, not a curated record. NCBI's taxonomy places the organism in Eukaryota, Fungi, Ascomycota, Eurotiomycetes, Chaetothyriales, Herpotrichiellaceae. Bases 1 to 861 code for a protein of 286 amino acids.